Molecule: messenger RNA, 2900 nt
Organism: Balaenoptera acutorostrata (minke whale)
Lineage: Eukaryota; Metazoa; Chordata; Mammalia; Artiodactyla; Balaenopteridae
Gene: ELP2
Product: elongator acetyltransferase complex subunit 2
Exons: 22
Coding region: 14-2494 (826 amino acids)
Biological process (GO): tRNA wobble uridine modification
Cellular component (GO): elongator holoenzyme complex
Molecular function (GO): protein binding
Source: RefSeq, a predicted model, not a curated record
ACCAGGCAGCAACAUGGUGGCACCCGUGCUGGAGACCUCUCACGUGUUUUGCUGCCCGAACCGGGUGCGGGGAGCCCUGAGCUGGAGCUCCGGGCCCGGAGGACUUCUGGUCUUCGGCACGUCCUGUUCCGUGGUGCUCUAUGACCCUCAGAAAAGUGUUGUUAUUACCAACCUGAAUGGUCACACUGCUCGAGUCAACUGCAUACAGUGGAUUUGUAAACAGGAUGGUUCUCCUUCUACUGAAUUAGUUUCUGGAGGAUCUGAUAAUCAGGUGAUUCACUGGGAAAUAGAGAAUAAUCAGCUUUUAAAAGCAGUCCACCUCCAUGGCCAUGAAGGACCUGUUUAUGCAGUGCAUGCUGUUUACCAGAGGAGGGCAUCGGACGUUGCAUUACAUGCACUGAUAGUGUCCGCAGCUUCUGAUUCUACUGUUCGAGUCUGGUCUAAACAGGGUUCUGAAGUGACAUGCCUUCAGACCUUGGACUUUGGAAAUGGAUUCACUCUGGCUCUCUGCUUGUCUUUUUUGCCUAAUACUGAUGUACCAGUAUUAGCAUGUGGCGAUGAUGACUGCAAAAUUCACUUAUUUGUUCAACAGAACGAUCAGUUUCAGAAAGUGCUUUUUCUAUCUGGACAUGAGGAUUGGAUAAGAGGCGUGGAAUGGGCAGCCUUUGGUAGAGAUCUUUUCCUAGCAAGCUGUUCACAAGAUUGCCUGAUACGCAUAUGGAGGCUGUAUAUAAAAUCGACAUUUUUAGAAGCUCAGGAAGAUGAUAAUAUAAGACUGAAAGAAAAUACUUUUAAUAUAGAAAGUGAAAGUAUUAAAAUAGCAUUUGCGGUUACUCUGGAGACUGUGCUGGCUGGUCACGAAAACUGGGUAAAUGCAGUUCAUUGGCAACCUUCAUUUUACAAAGAUGGUGUUCUGCAACAGCCAAUGAGAUUGUUGUCUGCCUCAAUGGAUAAAACCAUGAUUCUUUGGGCUCCAGAUGAAGAGUCAGGAGUUUGGCUAGAACAGGUUCGAGUAGGAGAAGUAGGUGGCAGUACCCUGGGAUUUUAUGAUUGCCAGUUCAGUGAAGAUGGCUCCAUGAUCAUUGCUCAUGCUUUCCACGGGGCACUGCACCUUUGGAAACAGAAUGCCACUAACCCGAGAGAGUGGACUCCAGAGAUUGUUAUUUCAGGACACUUUGAUGGUGUCCAAGACCUAACAUGGGAUCCAGAAGGAGAAUUUAUCGUCACUGUUGGUACUGACCAGACAACUCGACUUUUUGCUCCAUGGAAGAGAAAAGACCAAUCACAGGUGACCUGGCAUGAAAUUGCAAGGCCUCAGAUACAUGGAUAUGACCUGAAGUGUUUGGCAAUGAUCAGUAGGUUUCAGUUUGUAUCUGGAGCGGAUGAAAAAGUUCUUCGAGUAUUUUCUGCACCUCGAAAUUUUGUGGAAAAUUUUUGUGCCAUUACGGGCCAAUCACUGAAUCACGUGCUUUGUAAUCAAGACAGUGAUCUUCCAGAAGGAGCUACCGUCCCUGCUUUGGGAUUAUCAAAUAAAGCUGUCUUUCAGGGAGAUAUAGCUUCUCAGCCUUCUGAUGAAGAGGAGCUGUUGACGAGUACUGGUUUCGAAUAUCACCAGGUGGCCUUUCAACCCUCCAUACUUACUGAACCUCCCACUGAGGAUCAUCUUCUGCAAAAUACUUUGUGGCCUGAAGUUCAAAAACUAUACGGACAUGGUUAUGAAAUAUUUUGUGUUGCUUGUAGCAAUUCAAAGACACUGCUUGCCUCAGCUUGUAAGGCAGCUAAGAAAGAGCAUGCAGCUAUCAUUCUUUGGAACACUGCAUCUUGGAAACAGGUGCAGAAUUUAAUUUUCCACAGUUUGACUGUCACGCAGAUGGCCUUCUCUCCCGAUGACAAGUUCUUACUAGCUGUUUCCAGAGAUCGGACCUGGUCACUGUGGAAAAGGCAGGACACAAUCUCACCUGAGUUAGACCCAGUUUUCAGUCUCUUUGCCUUCACUAACAAAAUCACUGCUGUGCACAGUAGAAUUAUUUGGUCUUGUGAUUGGAGUCCUGAUGGCAAGUAUUUCUUCACUGGAAGUCGGGACAAAAAGGUGGUUGUCUGGGGUGAGUGCGACUCCAGCGAGGACUCCACUGAGCACAGCAUCGGCCCCUGCUCCUCCGUUCUGGACGUGGGCGGAGCUGUGACUGCCGUCAGUGUCUGCCCAGUGCUUAACCUUUCCCAACGAUAUGUUGUUGCAGUAGGAUUAGAGUGUGGAAAGAUUUGUCUGUAUUCUUGGAAAAAGACUGAUCAAGUUCCGGAAAUAAAUGACUGGAUGCACUGUGUAGAAACAAGUCAAAGCCAAAGUCAUACACUUGCUAUCAAAAAAUUAUGCUGGAAGAACUGUAAUGGAAAAACUGAACAGAAUGAAGCAGAAGGCACUGAAUGGUUACACUUUGCAAGUUGUGGUGAAGAUCACACUGUGAAGAUACACAGAGUUAACAGAUGUGCACUGUAAUGGACUUAAUGACUGCAAGCAUAUACUCGUUGGUGUCUUAAAAAUAUUUAUCAUGUAAAUAGAUAACCUUUCUUUACCUCAUAAUUUCAUUGCAUUUCAUGCUUAAGCCCUAUGGCAGUAGUCCUUAUGUGAGUCUCAGACCCUUUGAAAUAUGAUGAAAGCUACAGACUCUUCUCUCAAAAUGUUUAUAUACACACAGUCUCAGAACCUUGCCCAUACUUUCAGGGAUUCAGACCUGCAUCUGUGUGUCCCAGAUUGAGAGCCUCUAUUCUUUCUUUCUUCAUGAUCAAAUUUGCCUAAUUUUGUGUCAUUUCGGGCCUUCUCUUUUCAAAUGUUUGGGACGUUUCAUUAUUUACUACCCUCCUCUGAGGGAGAGCCUAGAAAAUAAAAAGAGAUAAAACCCAGA